AUGACCGGACCAUAUAAACUUUUCUACAAAGGCCAAAGCAAGGAUUUUGUCGUUUUCAUUGACGACAAGGACGCCUACGAAAAAUAUGCUCAUAAGCACGACCACUCUAUACCAUUGACUGAUGUGGUGUCUAAUUUCGACAUCUACACCAACCAGAUGGGCCAAGGAUCCACAGGAAAAUUAGAGAAAGCAUCGCAGACAGAUCUCAGCGUGGAAUUCGGCGAGGUCAAGCAUGCAGAGGAUGUGCUACCAGUAAUUUUGGAAAAAGGAGAAAUUUUAAAUAGUACAGGAGUGGAUCAUAAAAAGUGGUCGUCCACGAAUGACUCCAAUGGCUUUAACGCAAGAUAG
Ogataea parapolymorpha DL-1 is the source of this 348-nucleotide messenger RNA. RefSeq lists its product as uncharacterized. The coding region runs from base 1 to 348 and encodes 115 amino acids. The record is from RefSeq and is a predicted model, not a curated record. The transcript has a single exon. Lineage: Eukaryota; Fungi; Ascomycota; Pichiomycetes; Pichiales; Pichiaceae.